Seminavis robusta is the source of this 531-nucleotide messenger RNA. The record is from the annotation of a GenBank genome assembly. NCBI's taxonomy places the organism in Eukaryota, Bacillariophyta, Bacillariophyceae, Naviculales, Naviculaceae.
AUGGAUCAGGACGAAGCCAGACAAUUGAAGCUCGUUGAGGAAGCCAAGAAAGCGAAGAUCGCCUACGAAAUGCACUGUGGAGUCGGUGAGGAAAUCUUCAGACCAAUGGAGGGAGCGUCAGGAGUUGCCACAACAGAUAGCGGUUACAAGGCUUUGAGGUACAGACACGCUUUGAUUCCAAAGCUAUUCUUGGAUGUUGUUAAGAGUCCAAGCGAGGAAAAAAAGAAUCUUGCCCGAAGGCCCGGUCGUGUGUUUCUUUCACCCGUCACAGACCAAGAGAAGCACAAUCCACCUCUAGUGCAAAAUCUCAGUUUGAUAAGAGCCGACAUUGAAAAGAUGCGGAUGAAAGGUGGGCAGCAUUACUCCAGGACAGCUCGAAAGGUCAGAGAUGCUCGAUCCAUGACAACAAACCCCCAGCUGGACAUGCUAGACCUGGGAUGGACCAGAUCCACCACUUCGAUGGCUACAGAGAUGCAGUACCAGAAUGCAACGGAAAAACCAAAAAAUUGGGUGAGUACUUCCUGUAUGUAG